Messenger RNA from Schizosaccharomyces cryophilus OY26, 1176 nucleotides. RefSeq lists its product as uncharacterized. The transcript has a single exon. NCBI's taxonomy places the organism in Eukaryota, Fungi, Ascomycota, Schizosaccharomycetes, Schizosaccharomycetales, Schizosaccharomycetaceae. The record is from RefSeq and is a predicted model, not a curated record. The coding region runs from base 78 to 740 and encodes 220 amino acids.
CUAUAGUACUCCGAGUUUACCGAAACAUUUGAACAAUAAGCUCCAGUCAUGCAGUAGUAAACAACCAGCUCUCCGCCAUGUCCCUCUUUUCAUCGUUUGUAUUAUUAUUAUUCCUAGUAUUUUAUAGUGGAAACACGUUUGCAUAUUCACAUUCUUUAGAUCGAAUUCAGGCUAUAAAGUUUUCGUUGUCAAAUCCUAAAGACACGAGCAAUCAAACUCCAAGACUUGUAUGCUCAGGAUCGGCUUGUGAGGACUACCAAGCCAAUUAUGCCAUUUGUCAGCACAAUCAACUGAACAUUUCUCCAUUAGAUUUGAAAUGGUCUUGCUCUUGGCCUCAAAUGUCUGAUUAUGUCCAUGUUGCCGAUUACGGUGUGCAUUGUAAAGUUUACUAUGCUCAUGCGUUAGAACCAAUUGUCCAAAGUUGUUCCUUGAACUAUCGUUUGGAGUACUCAUUUUCUGGGCUGCUACUUCACCAGCCAUGGAAACUCUUUUCUUGGAAACCCUUUUCAGCAGGAUUGAUUCUCUUUUGCGCAGGAGUGUAUUUAAUUAGUGCCUGUAUGCGCAUCCUUGGAUACCUAGGGGCCCCAAGGACUCGUUUUCACGACUCUGCUCGAUGGAACGAACAAAAAUACUUGGAACAAGCAAUUGCUGCUGGAGACGAGAACUAUUAUGGUCGCAAUUUUUUCAAUAAUAGUAUAAAGCAAAGAGUUCCUAUGGCACUUGUAGAAGAACUUGCAUAAUGAUGGAAUCUUUUCGACUAUUUUCUUUUUUGCAUUGCAUUCUUAACUACCGUUACCGUUAAUUUCUUCCUACUUGUCCUGAAAAAAGGCUCAACAACGAUCCUCUCUCCUGUCAUUAUUCACUUACUUGCAUUCUUUAUCUUCCCUUCCGCUAUCCUAUUGCUUUUUGCAUAACUUAUUCACUUACAUACGGUUUCAUCAGCCAACACGGUUUUAUAUGGAAAUUCACCCAUUACCUCUCUACUCCUUAUAUUUUAUUUUGUAGAAGAAGACUCACCCUAGCAUCUGUUUAUUGCAAUCGAAAUUGCUUAAUAAAGGAUCCUUUGGUGGAGCCGUCGAUGAGAAGAGGGCUGAGAGUUCUUCAACUCCAAAGUAUCACAUAUCAAGUAUUCUUCGUCUUCUAUUAAUAAACAAUCAUUCGUUUUUAAUGUCCCAA